Molecule: messenger RNA, 1109 nt
Organism: Rosa rugosa (rugosa rose)
Lineage: Eukaryota; Viridiplantae; Streptophyta; Magnoliopsida; Rosales; Rosaceae
Exons: 4
Coding region: 53-454 (133 amino acids)
Source: RefSeq, a predicted model, not a curated record
GCUUCAAGCUUCAGUAAUUUGGACACAAACGAACAGAGACCGCGGGAAGAAGAUGGAGGAAGACGGAGGAGAUCAAGCUCCGCUGCCGCAUCCGCCGAGCUCCGAAACCCCAAUCUCCGACCCAAACCUCGAUCCACCGUCCACGUGUCCCGAUUCCACACUCGGUCAUACUCAGGACGACGGCUCCGACUCAAAACCCCAUCUGAACCAGACCGAUCUAUUCAGAGCUCUCGAAGUCGCUGAGAGGGACUCCCUCGCCGUCGCGGAGAGCUUCACCUCUCUCUUCUCCUCCCUCCGCCUCGCCCUCUCCGAGGUUACUAGCAACUCGGUUGAUCACAUGCAUUGCUUUGGCGACGCCGCCGGCCGGCUUCAAGAAUCCGUGCUUGAUGCUGCUACGAAGGGGAAUCGGUACAUAAAUUCAUGUCUGAGUGGGUUAGAAACUGUUGCUAGCUGAGAAAAGUUGCUUACCAACCCCUGGAUGUGAACACAGUUAUGAGUUUGGAAUCCACUGGAAUGCUAUACCUCUAGAUUGUGGAAUGUUUUGCUUUUGUGAUGUUGGUAUUGUUGUUCUGGAUUCCUUAAUCCACAUUCGUCCAGAAAAAUCUUGAGAAGAAAUGUUGAUGCUCUAGACUCCGGAGUUAACAGGCUCCUUCGCCUUCCAUGAUGUCGACCUGCCCGUCUCGCUACCUCAAUUAUGGAUGUGGGAUCUUCUCUUCCAACAUAUUUGCUAAUUUGUGAUUGUUUCUUGGAAAUCAUAGUCAUUGUCAGGUCAUGUUUGGAUUUUCAUGAAACAUUUUCUGCGCUCAUGAACUAGUUGUCCAGUCGGUGCAAAUCAUUUGACAAUCUUGUAGGUGUAGAAUGUUGAGAGCAAUUGGGGAUUGUUUCUGUGGUAAACAGCUAUUUACGUGUAUAUUCUUUGUUGCUGCUUGGAAUCGAACAUGUUAGUGGUUGUCUUUCCCAAGUUGCAGUUACCCUUAAUUGCCUAAAAUUUUGGUUUCUGUACUGUUACUGUAUAAUUUCCUAGGGGGAACUGCAAUUUGGAAACUUCCCUUUUUCCACUUGUGGGGUAAAUACAUAGGGUUUGAAUGUAGGUGGCCAAUUGAUUCUUC